Molecule: messenger RNA, 841 nt
Organism: Eurytemora carolleeae
Lineage: Eukaryota; Metazoa; Arthropoda; Copepoda; Calanoida; Temoridae
Gene: Sbds
Product: ribosome maturation protein SBDS
Exons: 10
Coding region: 32-802 (256 amino acids)
Biological process (GO): cytosolic ribosome assembly; ribosome biogenesis
Source: RefSeq, a predicted model, not a curated record
UGUACAAAGAACAAUUUGAAUUUUCAGAAAAAUGUCACGAAUUAAGACUCCAACUAAUCAGAAGCUGUUGACCAAUGUUGCGGUUGUGCGAAUGAAGAAAUGCGGGAAACGGUUUGAAAUCGCCUGCUACAAAAACAAAGUACUCUCUUGGAGGGAGGGGGUGGAGAAGGAUAUUGAUGAAGUUCUUCAGUCUCAUACAGUCUUCACAAACGUCAGCAAGGGCGAGGUUGCCAAGAAAGCUGAUUUGAUAAAGAGUUUUGAAGAUAUUCCCAGCGGCAACCAGACAGAAAUAUGCAAAAUUAUUCUUGCCAAGGGUGACUUACAGGUCUCAGAUAAGGAACGUCAAGCCCAAGCAGAUGCAACUUUUAAAGAUAUUGCCACCAUUAUCUCAGAUAAAUGCGUCAACCCGGAAACUAAGAGACCCUAUCCUGUAACAAUGAUAGAGAAAGCAAUGAAGGAAUGUCACAUUGCUGUGAAACCGAACAAGAAUUCAAAACAGCAAGCACUGGAAGUUAUAGGCAAAUUGAAGGAAACCCUGCCUAUCGACAGAGCCCAGAUGCGGAUAAAAGUAGAAACCCCGGUUAAACUUAUUAACAAGGUCAAGAAAAUGCUGAGAAAACUUGAAGUGAAUACUGAGAGUGAGGAGGUGGAGGGAGAUGAUAUUGUUAAACUGAUAAUCUUGAUGGAUCCCGGACAAUACAGGAAUAUUGAACAGCUUAUCAAAGAUGAAACACAGGGCGCGGGAAGUAUUGAAGUCCUGAGUCUCAAAGAAGUCCGAGACGAUGAAGAAAAACUGAAAUAAUCAAAAUUUAUGAUUUUAUAAUAAAAUAUUUUUUCAGAA